AUGCUCGUAGAGGAAGGUGCACGGCACAUUGCACUACUUUCGAGAUCUGGCGAGCCGUCAGCGGAACUUAGGGAGGGAGAUAUUUGGCAGUAUCUGUUGAGCACGCCACCCAAUAUCCAUGUAGUAAACAUCAAGUGCGACGUGAGCAAGAGGGAAGACGUGCUUAGAGCAUUUAAGGAGCUUCAGUCUGAUGAUUGGCCUCCCGUGCGCGGCAUAUUCCAUGCAGCAGGAGUGACUGACGACAAGGCCCUCGCAGAGCAAGACAAGGCAUCAAUUGAGAAGGUUUAUGGCGCGAAGGUGGUGGGUGCUUGGAAUUUGCAUGAGGUGUGCGAUGAGUUGGACUUGAACAAGGACCUCGAAAUUUUCUUGAUGUUCUCUUCAGUUGCUGCUCUUCUGGGUAACUUUGGUCAGGCGAACUAUGCAGCGGCCAACGCCUGCCUGGAUUCACUUGCUGCGUGGCGGCGGUCUAUAGGUUUGUGCGCUCAAAGUAUCCAGUGGGGUCCGUGGGUUGAGCAGGGAAUGGCAGCUGGGUUGAGGCAGUGA
Molecule: messenger RNA, 543 nt
Organism: Eimeria acervulina
Lineage: Eukaryota; Apicomplexa; Conoidasida; Eucoccidiorida; Eimeriidae
Exons: 1
Coding region: 1-543 (180 amino acids)
Biological process (GO): fatty acid biosynthetic process
Molecular function (GO): fatty acid synthase activity
Source: RefSeq, a predicted model, not a curated record